Molecule: messenger RNA, 1787 nt
Organism: Bipolaris maydis ATCC 48331
Lineage: Eukaryota; Fungi; Ascomycota; Dothideomycetes; Pleosporales; Pleosporaceae
Product: SBF-like CPA transporter family-domain-containing protein
Cellular component (GO): plasma membrane
Source: RefSeq, a predicted model, not a curated record
GUGAAUUGGCAUCAUCCAUCUCCCAUGAACAAGAUCCCCAGCCAGGCCCCAGCGGCCCUUUUGACAGCCGAUCGCGCCGGGCAGAUCGACGGGGCGGCGACGACGAAUACCAGCAGCUCCCUCCACACUCCCACUAUUCAUCACCCCGUCCUGGACAAGGCCAGCCCUGAACAACUCUCGCACGAAACCAACGAGUCCCAAGCCACCAAGAAAAAGCCCACAAACGCCGCAAAGACCCUCCAAGUGCUAAAAUGGUUCGUCAAAGACCAGUGGUUCCUCCUCGCCAUGGGCGCCGUCGUCCUGGUGUCGUCCCAAGUCCAAGUGCCUGCUUCACAACAGCGAGUCAAGCGUACAGUAAUCACCUACCUGGCCGUCUCCGUCAUCUUCUUCAUCAAUGGAUGCACCCUUGACACCCGCGUUAUGCUCGCAAACUACAUGCGCUGGAAGCUGCACAUCUUCGUCCAACUCCAGUGCUACCUCGUCUGCUCUGCUGCCACCUUUGCCAUUGUCAGUCUGUGCGCGACCAAUCCCCAUUUCAUGGAUCCCUGGCUCCUCAUCGGCUUCUUGUUCGUGGGCAGCGCGCCGACUACCAUGUCGAGCAACGUCGUCAUGACGCGCCAAGCCCAUGGCAACGCCGCCCUGACCGUUGUCCAGUCUGUCAUCGGCCAGUUUCUCUGCCCCUUUCUGACUCCAAUCAUACUCCAAAUGUACCUCUCCACCGGUUCGUGGUACAGCAAGGUGUUGCAGCGCGGAUCCGGCUACGCAGGCAUCUACCAGCGUGUCUUCAUGCAACUUGGUCUUUCGCUAUUCCUGCCCAUGCUCCUCGGUCAGAUUGUCCAGCGCCUAUUUCCCAAGACGACUAAAAAGGUCUUUUUCGACUGGAAAUUGCUCAAGCUGUCGUCGAUUGCCCUCUUGACCAUGGUAUGGCAGACGUUCGAUCAAGCCUUUUCGUCGGGCGCCUUCGAGGCUGUCAAACCUUCCAACAUCGUCUUCAUCAUCUUCAUCACCAUUGCACUGUACAUGAUCUGGUUGGCCAUUUGCUUUACAGCUGCUUCGCUCUGGCUGCCCAAAAAAGACGUCAUCGCUUGUUGCUAUUGCUGCCCCGCCAAAGCGCUGGCAAUGGUUGUCCCGCUUACAACAGUCAUGUACAUCAAUAUUGAUCCUAUCAAUCAGUCUAAGAUGCAGAUUCCAGCAAUCAUCUUUCAGGCCUUUCAGGUUGCCAUUGGAGGCAUCAUGACCAUCGGCUUUCGCAAGUGGAUUAGGCCAGAAGAAGAGAGGGAAGAAGCGGAAAAACUGGUUGAGGCUGGGGGCAGAAAUUAAGUCAAUGCCUUUGGCUAUGCGUUUCCACCUUGCUUCCUUGUAUACCAUAAUUUGCAUCGACUUCGCAACUGCUAUUCUUCUUUACCAUGUUCAUCAUCUUACAAAUCAGUCAUCAUAACUCGCUACUCACCCCUUAUUCGAUCGCCCUGCUUUUUCCUCGCUCUGAUCCAAGGUCCAUCGUACUCUACUCAUGUUAGGCCCACUUGCUCGUUGUAUACAACCCCGCCGCCAUGUUCUGUCUUGUUGAAGGUAUCAUCCUCAUUCUUAGGUAAGGCAGCCACAAUCAGGAGGAAUAUUCCCAACCUAUUAGAAUUUCCUGCACAAAAAGCAAUUGCGUUGAGAGGGAGGAUCACUUACGCAUCUGCACCCCAAAGUGAAGCCUUCGCAGGGACAAUCCACAAAGAGACCAAGAAGAUAAUGGAUGCAAUGCAAACGGGGAAAAUCUGAGGGUGAUGAUCAUGACCGAU